This is a messenger RNA of Botrytis porri, 1466 nucleotides long. RefSeq lists its product as uncharacterized. Bases 95 to 1165 code for a protein of 356 amino acids. NCBI's taxonomy places the organism in Eukaryota, Fungi, Ascomycota, Leotiomycetes, Helotiales, Sclerotiniaceae. The transcript is spliced from 5 exons. The record is from RefSeq and is a predicted model, not a curated record.
UGAUCAAUAGCUUAGAAAUUCAGUCAAGACACACAUUCUCCACUUCUUUUCACUAUUCUCUCUUGGAAAUAUCAUUGCGUUUACCUUGAAUAUCAUGACGAGUGUGCCUCUUGAAGACGAUUCCACAUUUAGAGGGAACCGAGUCAUCGUCUUCACCGCCAUCUGGAUUCCAGUUCAAAUCAUAUGUAUCGCGUUGCGUUAUGUUGCACGAUGGUUGAUCAAAGGACCUUGGGUUAGGGAUGAUUUUCUCAUAUUUACUGCACUGUUUCUUCAAAUAUGCCAGGCAGGUGUAGACAUAAGUGCGGUCAAACAUGGAGGCGCUGGCCAUCAUCUUGCCUAUCUCGAAAAGCAUCACCCUGACCAAGUUGCCGUCUGGUUUAAGCAUCUCCUCGCACUAGCUGCUAUCUACUGGGUUGCUGUAAAUCUUCCGAAGAUUGCGAUUUUGUGUCUUUAUCGUCGACUAUUCAUUGCAAAAUGGACUCGUAUCAUGAUAAGUAUUGUCAUGUUUGUUCUGAUUGGAAUGACUAUUGCGACGUUCAUAGUUAAUUUUGCUGAAUGUAAACCUUUUGCAGCCAACUGGGACGCCUCAAUCCCAUCUGCCUGUAUUGAUCGAAAUGCCUUUUAUAUUUGGACAAGUAUCCCGAAUAUUGCGACCGAUCUUGCCAUUUUGGCAUUGCCUAUACCUGUAGUGUGGAACCUUCAUGCAACCAGGCGUACAAAGAUACUUUUGACCAUAACUUUUGCUGUAGGGAGUCUGGGCCUAGUUACAUCUGUCAUAAGAUUUUCCAGCUUCUUCGGCUCUAACUCCUUUACCGACUCAACUUGGACUUCUGUCGAACAUAUGACUUGGACUCAGGUGGAGCCUGGUGUCUAUUUGAUAUCUGCAUGCCUACCGACGUGGAGACCCUUGAUCGAAAAGAUAUUACCUCGAAUUAUACACCCUUCGAAGACGUCGGCCCUUGGCUCAAACAAAAAGCAGACUCGCGGCAAUGACGGGAUACCAUUACAAGCUCAUAGAAGUAGUCAUGGAUUUCAGCGUCUCGAAGAUAGUUCUAGGAAGAAGUUUCCACAUCCUAACGAUAUCACGGUUACGGUAGAUUAUUCCGUCGUAGAUCAUGCGAAGGAGAAUAAUGAAGUAGUCAUCAGCCACGAUGUAAUGGUAUGAAGUGAAUGGGAGACUAUAGACACCGAGAUAAUCCUUAAGAAAGCCUAACCAGGCGGAAAUCAGAUCAGGAUGCUGUUGCAUGGGCCAUAUCUGAGGUGAAUCGGAGAUAGCUUGGAUAAGUUGGCAAUUAAUGAAUCGAUCAAUUCGUCCCCAAUUUGGCUCACUGUAUACCUUUUCGCUGGAAUGCUCUUGAUAUUAUGGGGUAAAGACAUUAUGUGGCAUCCUCGGCUCCGUCUCACUCACGGUCAAUCUGCAUCGUGAUAAAGCUGGCAUAUCCAACAUUAUGAGAAAAUAAUUGACC